Molecule: messenger RNA, 1242 nt
Organism: Danaus chrysippus (African queen)
Lineage: Eukaryota; Metazoa; Arthropoda; Insecta; Lepidoptera; Nymphalidae
Source: the annotation of a GenBank genome assembly
AUGGUUGUCUUCACAUGCGGUCACUGCGGCGAGUCAGUUCAAAAACCGAAAGUUGAAAAACAUUAUAUGACAAAAUGCAGGAAUAGGAACCCAAAUCUAUCAUGUAUGGAUUGUUUUAAAGAUUUUCUGGGGACUGAUUAUGAGGCUCACACCAAAUGCAUCACAGAAGAAGAACGUUACUCAGGCAAAGGUUUUACUGCUAAGGAGAAGAAAGGUGAAAAGAAACAGAACGCCUGGGUGGAAAUGUUACAGUCGGUGCUUGACGAGCAGAAAAAUGCAUCCAGAAAUGUCUUAAGAAUUAUUGAGACAAUCAGUAAGCAUAACAAUACUCCAAGAAAGAAGCCCAAAUUCAUCAAUUUUGUAAAAAAUGUGUGCGGACUGAAAACAAACCCAAAAGAUAUAGAUCAAGCAUGGGAUUUAAUAUCUGUUAAACUAUCAGCGCUUUCGAAUAUGAAUGCCAGAAAUGGGAAUAAAAAUGAAAAGGACGAGACCAAAGUUAAUGGUGCUAAUGAUGAAGAAAAUAAGACUGACACUCAGAACGGUGAUGUUAACGGCAAGUUGGAUGAUGGAAACGAAGAACCGGAGAAUGUUGAAGAAGUGAAGAAUGCUGAGGAAGAGAGUGGAGAAGUGAAGAAGGAGGUUAAACUAUCAAAGAAACAAAGGAAAGAGGAAAAGAAACGUCUGAAGUAUGAAGCAGAAUUACAAAGUGCUGAAGCACCACCCGAAGAUGACGCUCAAGAGGAAGUUGAAGUACAGAAGAAAGGCAAGAAAAACAAAAACAAAGUUGCAAAUGGUGUCCCAAGUGUUGAAGAUGAUUCAGAUAAGAAUAAAAAACGUAAAAGACAAGACACCGUCUCAAUAACUGAGGUUAGCGAACCCGAAGUUGUCGUUGAAAGUGUUUCAGUUAAAGAGAAGGCUAGUAAGAAGAAAUUAAAAAUGGAAAAAUUGGAGAAGGAGGCAGAAGAUGUAUGCCUUCACGACCAAAAUGUUGCCAGCACUGAAAGCGAUAGCGUUACCAACAAUAAUGGUAAAUUCAACUGGCAUGAAGUAAUUUUGUCAGUGUUACAGAAGAAAGGCAAUGAGUUGCCAUUUAAAAGACUUCAGAAGAAAGUUCUCUCUGAAUACACAGAACUUACUGGCUGCGAAGUUGAUGAUAGGAUUGCUGAUAAAUUUAUAAAAAAAUUGAAAAGUGCUCCCAGGGUUAGGGUUGACAAAAAUAGAGUUCUACUAUUGGAAGAAUAA